UGGGCCGGUGUGGGUGCAGGGAGACAGUCCCGUAUAAAAAGACCGGUUUCCGUCCCAGCUCGCGCAUCUUUCGCUGAUCGCAGUGUGGCGACUCCUCUGCAGUUUCUCCGUGCUAAAGUUUGCGUUCGCUCUGUGAUUUCUUCCAAACCGCUCUUUCCGUAGUAGGAAAUUCCUGUCCAUGGUUCUGACUGAAGCGUCCAAGAUGUCUCGAGCCGACGAGGUGCACCGUAUAACGGAGAACGUCUACAAGUCCAUCAUGGAGCAGUUCAACCCCUGCUUAAGGAACUUUGUUGCCAUGGGGAAGACGUAUGAGAAAGCUCUCUCCAGUGUGACAUUUGCAGCAAAAGGCUACUUCGACGCUCUGGUGCGGAUGGGUGAACUGGCCAGCGAGAGUCACGGCUCUAAGGACCUUGAAGAAGCUGCGUGGGACGUACUCUUUCAGAUGGCUGAGGUUCACCGACAGAUCCAGAUGCAGCUAGAGGACAUGCUGAAAUCGUUCCACAACGAAUUGCUCACCGAGCUGGAGAAGAAAGUGGAGCUGGAUGCACGGUACCUGAAUGCGGCUCUGAAGAAAUACCAGAUGGAGCACCGGAGCAAAGGCGAGAGCCUGGAGAAGUGUCAGGCCGAGCUGAAGAAGCUCCGGAGGAAGAGCCAGGGCAGCAAGAACCCCACCAAGUACGGAGACCGAGAGAUGCAGUAUGUGGAGGCCAUCAGCAACAAGCAGAGUGAACUGGACAGCCACAUCGCCGAGGGUUACAAAAGCGCUCUGUCUGAGGAGAGGAGGAGGUACUGCUUUCUGGUAGACCGACAGUGUGCUGUGGCCAAGAGCAGCAACAGCUACCACUCCAAGGGCAAAGACCUGCUGACCCAGAAGAUCCCGCUGUGGCAGCAGGCAUGUGUUGACCCUCACAAGCUCCCUGACCGAGCCACACUCCUCGCCCAGCAGAUGGGCUCUGUGCCAGGGGCACCACACCACACAUUCAAGUCCGGCCUGCACAUCUCGGAGCCCAUGCCUGGGGCCAAACCCCUACCUGUGUCCCCAGAGCUAGCAGCUCUCAUGAGCAGUCAACAGAGGAUGAUGGGAGCAGAGGGUGUUCCCAUAGUGAAUGGCACAGUAGGGGAGGACUACCAACACUGGGUGGAUGGCAAAGCCCAUGGCCCCUCCGCCUCAUCACAGGUUCAUCGUCACGGCAAUGAAAUCUACUCCAACACCCUGCCUGUCCGCAAGGUGGCACCUAUAAAGAGCAGAAGCACUCUGGCAGAGACCCAAACGCUGCCGAGGUCUAGCUCCAUGGUGGCCGGGCUGGAGAGGAACGGUCGGACCCGCGUGCAGGCCAUCUUCUCUCAUUCGGCCGGAGACAACAACACCCUGCUGAGUUUCAGUGAGGGCGAUGUCAUCACCCUCCUGGUGCCUGAGGCUCGCGACGGCUGGCACUAUGGCGAGAACGAGAAGAACAGGAUGCGAGGGUGGUUCCCCUUCUCCUACACCAGGGUGAUCCCUGAAACAGACAGUAACAAGCUGCAUGUCAGUUUGCAGCAUGGUCGGAGCUGCAGUACUGGGAACCUCCUGGAGAGGGAGCCAAUAACCCUGCCCUCCCCUGAUUAUGGAUCCUCCGCUCGGCUAAUGGCACACAGUGCGUCUUUGGGUAGACCAAGACCAUACAGUGUGGCAGUUCCAGGAUUCUCACAGCCAGGGCUAGAUGAGUAUGAGGCUCGCUUCCCAACAAGUAUGGGUCCUGAUUUUGCCCGCUUUUGAACGGGUAGUAGUUACGCAAGUGCCGUUUGCAUUUGGUCUUGAGAGACUUCUAGAUCCUUCACCACUUUCAUCUCCAGACACCAUCCCAGAAGCUCCACCCAUGGGUAAAGGUGUAAGCUACUCAUCACCAAGAACCUCUCCUCCAUGAUCCUCUGUUAGGAAUUUCUGUAUCUUAUGGACUGCAGAGUCAUUCACAGCUAUGGAUUGACACCGAGGGCCCUCGGAUGCUACACCUUGGCAAAGGCGAUAGACAUGCCCUAAUCAAGACUACAUCCGGAUCAUUCUUACAAUAGCAAAGCAUGGAGUGCUUCUAAUGAAACAUGUUCUUGUUUAUGAUUGAUAAACCCUGAAUAGAUUUGCAUGAUAAGAGAAUCAUGCAAGGACUGAACGACCUUAAAAACAUACUCAGUUAACAUAUUUGCCAAUCAUUUUCUUUCUUGUAUCAUUAUUUUUCUGAAGGCAUUUGCUAAAAAAAAAAAAAAAGUGAGACCGACCACAAGCCAGUAAGACUUGUCUAGUUAUAGUACAAUGCUAAACAAUAAUCAUUAUUUUUUCUUGGCUUUAUUUUACCAUAGAGUUUGCAGUAAUACUUAUGCAACAUUCUUCUUAUCUAAUGCAACAGAACAGAGGCACAAAAUUACAACUUUGGUGCUCUUAUGUCUUGAAUAAGCUUGAACAAAUGAACUGAAUUUAAUAUCUAUUAAGACAAGUGUUAUGCUUUUUAAGUCAUACUGAACAUUAGCAAUAAAUAAGGAUUUUUUAAUGUUUAGCAAUGAAAACUGGAGCACAAAUCAAAACUGGUGGUAAACACAUUUGUGAUUGUUGCAUAGGUUAUAAUUAAAAGUCUAUAAAACUGUCUAUGAAACUACAUGAGUAAUACAUUUAUUGGUAUAUUUCAUUAGCUAAAGAUUUUAAAUUGAAAUAUGAAAGAUUUUCUAUGUUUAUGUCUAUGUCUAUGGAACUAAGAGAAUGUGCUAACAUGCAUUAUAAAUGAAAGCAGGGGAUUGUUUUAUUGUUGUUUUUCUUUGAAGGGUUUUCCUUUUUGUCAGCUCUUUGUGAUUAUAUGUCCAUUCUAUUGGCACUCUCAUUCGUUUGUGGGAAUAUUUAUGCACUCCUGCUGUUUCGUGUAUAGAUAUUAGAGAUUUUCUGUGGUAUUUUCUACAGUUUUCUUACUCCUCAUGAAUGUCUCAUUGUCACAGUAAUUACACACAGUAAUCACAAGUAGCGAAGUCCUAUAAAUAAAGCAAUUAUAUCAAAUUC
Electrophorus electricus (electric eel) is the source of this 3016-nucleotide messenger RNA. It is a transcript of the gene baiap2b, whose product is annotated as BAR/IMD domain containing adaptor protein 2b. Gene Ontology annotation, cellular component: nucleoplasm; cytosol. Lineage: Eukaryota; Metazoa; Chordata; Actinopteri; Gymnotiformes; Gymnotidae. Gene Ontology annotation, molecular function: cytoskeletal adaptor activity; protein binding. The record is from RefSeq and is a predicted model, not a curated record. Gene Ontology annotation, biological process: positive regulation of actin filament polymerization; actin filament bundle assembly; actin crosslink formation.